Messenger RNA from Lottia gigantea (owl limpet), 402 nucleotides. RefSeq lists its product as hypothetical. The transcript is spliced from 3 exons. Gene Ontology annotation, biological process: positive regulation of mitochondrial translation. Bases 1 to 402 code for a protein of 133 amino acids. The record is from RefSeq and is a predicted model, not a curated record. Lineage: Eukaryota; Metazoa; Mollusca; Gastropoda; Lottiidae.
AUGUUGCAUUUAAUUUACUCAUUUCCGGUCCAAUUACAGAAUCUAAAAGAAGGUAUAAAGAUAAAGUUAACACAAAGAGAAGUUUUACAAAAAACAGGAGUAAUAUUUGUAUUUAGAUGCAAGAUCAAUCUAAGCGCUGAUUUUUUGGAUACUCCUGAUUUUUAUUGGGAAAGAGAUAAUUUAGAAUCAAUUUAUCAGAGUAUAUAUAGUCAUUUAUUAAUUGGUAAACGAACUAGGAUAUUAAAUGAACGAAUAGAAUUAUGUAGUGAUUUAACACAUUUAAUACAUAAUAAAUUAACAGAUAAAACUCAUAUUAAAUUAGAGAAAUAUAUUAUAGCCUUAAUUUUAAUAGAGGUAAUGUACACUUUUUUAUUUCUUGAAUUUUUUAUGAUGGAAAAUUAA